Capra hircus (goat) is the source of this 512-nucleotide messenger RNA. Its product is annotated as translation initiation factor IF-3, mitochondrial-like. Gene Ontology annotation, cellular component: mitochondrion. Lineage: Eukaryota; Metazoa; Chordata; Mammalia; Artiodactyla; Bovidae. The transcript is spliced from 3 exons. Bases 1 to 474 code for a protein of 157 amino acids. The record is from RefSeq and is a predicted model, not a curated record. Gene Ontology annotation, biological process: mitochondrial translational initiation; ribosome disassembly. Gene Ontology annotation, molecular function: ribosome binding; translation initiation factor activity.
AUGGUAGUGAUAGACGGAAGCAUUCCCUGUUCAGGACGUGUGUGUGAUAAAACCCAGGCCUCACAGACUAGCCCCAGAUCUCACUCUUUCAACCUAGGACCCACCCUGACCAAGGAACUGACUUUUUCUUCAAAUAUUGGACAACAUGAUCUGAACACAAAGAGUAAACAGAUUCAGCAGUGGAUCGAAAAAAAGUACAAAGUCCAGAUUACAGUAAAGAAAGGGAAGAGUGCAGAUGAGCCCGAGGACAAAAUGGAGGAGAUGUGUAAUCGAAUAGUCCAGGCCGUGUCUGGAAUUGCAACCUUCUCAUCCCGGCCGCAGCCCAUCAGAGGAGGCAAGGCUGUGAUGUGUGUUCUUCGUCCCUUGAGCAAAAAGGAGGAGGCUGCAUGGAGAGCAGCUCCGGGCACCCCAAGAGGAGACGCUCUGAACAGGGGAGACGGGAAGGACGGAGCAUCUGGUGUCCUGCCCCAGUGACUUUAAUAAACACAUGCUUCCAGGGGAGAGAAACUGCA